Bolinopsis microptera is the source of this 501-nucleotide messenger RNA. RefSeq lists its product as uncharacterized. The record is from RefSeq and is a predicted model, not a curated record. Gene Ontology annotation, biological process: protein folding; chaperone-mediated protein complex assembly. Gene Ontology annotation, molecular function: protein-folding chaperone binding. NCBI's taxonomy places the organism in Eukaryota, Metazoa, Ctenophora, Tentaculata, Lobata, Bolinopsidae. Gene Ontology annotation, cellular component: prefoldin complex; cytoplasm.
AUGGCUCAAGUAAAAGAACAGCAAGAGUUCGUCAAGAAGCUCCAGAGCGAACGAGAGAAACUCCAGGUCCUCACCAAAGAAUUCCAAAAAUGUGUCUCAACACGUCAACAAUUCGACGCACAGUUGAACGAGAACGAACUGGUUCUCAGUGAGUUCAACAGACUCAAAUCUAGCGCAGAGGUUUUCAAACUCGUGGGACCAGUGUUAGUGAAACAGGAAGUAACAGAGGAUCAGCACUGUAAAAAGAGGAUAACCUUUAUCAAGGGAGAGUUGGAGAGAUGCGAUAAGAAUAUCUCAGCUUCUGAAGAGAAACAGAGCAACUCUAGAGAAGCACUGAUGAAGAUGCAGCAGCAAUACCAGCAGAAAGUACAGGCUAUGCAGCAGGCUGUUGCUGCUAAGUGAUCUGAAAGACUACUUUUAUAUUUAUCCAUAUCACCUCUAUUUGUGUAAAUUAAUGAGCAUUGGUUUUUUGUAUAAAAUUCAUUACGCUUAAAAUUUGCA